CCAAAUUAACUCCAUAAUAUCGACAGAAACAUGGCAAACGUUGUUUAGAAUCAAUCCUCAAGGUGUUUUUCACAUAUCUAUUCGAUGAUAAAUCAUUCGUGGCAGUUGACUUUCUCCUCUGAAGAAAAUGGGAAAAUGUGCUGUGUUUCUCCUCGAAGCAAACAAAAAAUACACGCAGCUGGAGAUUACGCAAUAAUUGCAACGGAGGACACCAAGCGGCCACCAAUUUAGACAAAGAACACCGGGCGGACCCCUGGCAAAUGUAGUCUCUUAAGGUCAAUCUUCCAAUGAUUUGCCUACAAAUACGUCACAAUGCUGUCGACACCUUGGGGAAACGACAGAAAGUCUAAGCUCAUUCGUGACCCAUACACAGCCAUAUAAGGAGACAUUGGAACACAGCGCAUUCAAAAUCUGGGGCACUUCCUGUAUGAAAUUUCAUCUUGGUUUCGCCUGUAGCAUUAGUUCUGUGGCACUCACAGACAAUAUCUUUGUUUUGGAAACGUCAGAGUGUUUUCUUUCCAAAGCUGUCAAUUAUAUGCAUAGUCGAGCAUCUUUUCGUGACAAAAAAAAAUGUUUAAAACGGGAAAGUUUUUUUAUCCAUAGAUUAAAAGAGCGCCCCCUAUAUCCAAUAAGUUAAAUGCUUUUUCAGUGCUUCCUCUUGUGUUAGCAGUGUGGAAAGGGAAAGGAAGAGGCACACAGGAGUUUUCCUGUGAGGGGAAGUGGUGGUGUAUGCAGGGAGAAAACUAAACUAACCUUCUGAAAUGUCAUUAGUGGUCUUAUGCUGCCAUCUAUUGGAAUUAUGUAGCAACUGCAGUAGUACCGAAUAAUGUGUAAUUCCUUAGAAAAUUACUAAGAAUUGCAAGAUAUAACAUUGUGUAGUUCAUUUUGCCACUUGCAACCAUAAAAUAACCAUUUAUAACUUAACCCUCUUGGUACUACCCAUCCCGGAUCCGGGAGCGUUGUCAUCAACUGACACUAAUUAGCAUAAUGCAACGGACAUAAAUAUUCCUCUUCUUCAAUCUUCAUAUUCAUGAAAAUCACAAGUGAAAUAUAUUGAGACACAGUUUAGCCUUUUGUUAAUCACCCUGUCAUCUCAGAUUUUGAAAAUAUGCUUUACAGCCAAAGCAAGCCAAGUAUUUGUGUAAGUUUAUCGAUAGCCUAGCAUAGCUUUAUGCCUAGCUAGCAGCAGGCAACCUGGUCACGAAAAUCAGAAAAGCAAUCUAAUUAAAUCGUUUACCUUUGAUGAGCUUCGGAUCUUUUCACUCACGAGACUCCCAGUUAGAAUGUUCCUUAAAAAGAUUAUUUUUGUAGCCAAAAUAGUUUGUUCUUCACGUUUGGCUGAGAAAUCGACCGGAAAAUUGCGGUCACGACAACGCCGAAAAAUAUUCCAAAUUAGCUCCAUAAUAUCGACAGAAACAUGGCAAACGUUGUUUAUAAUCAAUCCUCAAGGUGUUUUUCAAAUAUCUAUUCGAUAAUAUAUAAACCGUGACAGAUGGCUUCUUAGUAGGAAAGAGAGAAACAAUUGCCGCAUUGGUCCUUUACGCACAAAACACUCUGAGAGACUUCAGCUGACCACUGAUGCAAUGUUGACGUUCAGGCUCAUUUCUCAAAAUAAAAGCCUGCAACUAUGUAUUGUGACACUAGACACAUUAGGGAAGCCAUAGAACAAGGAAUCUGGUUGAUAUCUCAUUCACUGCUCAAUAGGGACGCAUAGGAACGCAGAAGUUUCUAAAUAAGAGUCCCUUCCUGAUUGGAUUUUUCUCAGGCUUUCGCCUGCAAUAUCAGUUCUGUUAUACUCACAGACAAUAUUCUUACAGUUUUGGAAACUUUAGAGUGUUUUCUAUCCUAAGCUGUCAAUUAUAUGCAUAUUCUAGCAUCUUGUCCUGACAAAAUAGCCCAUUUACUUAGGGAACAUUAUUUUUCCAAAAAUGAAAAUAGUGCCCCUUAGAUUCAAACAAUGAAACUGACAUAAACAAAAAGCACAAUACAUUUAGGUAAUUAUAUAUAUAUAACUUUACAUUUAUAUUUAUAUAGGUAAUUAUAUAACUAUUUAUUUAGAUGGGUGACAUUAUCUGCCAAAGUAACAGCCCUGUAGACAAAGAAGAGCUCUCCAGUAGGUACCAAAACAUUCAAAGGUCAUUUUCAGAAAAGUGAGGUUAAAAGUUUAUCAUCUUUCAAAGCAGAAUUACUUUCCCAUUGUUCCUCAACUGUAGUGUCUGAUAUACUAUUUUCUAGCUCUGAGUCUCUACUUUUAUCUUAUGUGAAAUACACAGUUUCAAAUUUUGUGACAUGAGACCAAAUCGAGCCGGUCGGUCACAUUUGACUGUAUAAAACCUAGCAGUACUACUGAUUUCUCUGAGAGUGAGGCAGAUAUAUAGCAUUUAGCAAAUAAACAUGACUAUUUGUCUCUCUGAAAUGAAACCAUCAAGUGAUAGAUUUUAAAGAAAUGCAUGUCUGUCAUUGUCAACAACGCCAUGCCGUGAUUAGAUAGUGAACAAACACAAAAGUCAUAAUUUCUUUAAGAAACAACAGCAAAUUUAAGGACAUUUCUGAAAAGUGAUAUAUAGCGUUAUGGAAUGAAACUCUUCCGUUUCCCCAUCUGAGCUCAGAGUAGAUGAGAGAUGUAAUGUUUGUCUCUGUUGUGUUGAAGACCAAUCAAGCAGGAGAGACCAGCCUCCCCUGUUCCCAGCUGUGUGUCCAUGAAGAGUGACAAGUCUAUGAAUCUACCUACGAAGUUUGGAGAGGGAGACUUUUCUACCGAACAAAGAAAACAACAGGAGAGAUCAGAGUCAGAGAUUCUCAGUGGUCAGUCUUCGCAGAGUCAUCAAACAGACCUGGACUCCAUAUUCAGUAUGCUUGAAGAGAAAAUGAUGACAUUUGUGAAGAACGAGCUGAAGAUAUUCAAGAGGAUUCUUAGUCCAGAAGUCCCAGAAGGCUUUGAGAGUCAGAAGCAGGAUAAGGAAGUGGUGGACCCUGAAGAUGAGAAGCAGGAGAGCAGUGCCAGAGAGGGGGCUCUGAAGAUCACACUGCACAUCCUGAGGAAAAUGAACCAGAAGGAGCUUGCUGACACACUGGAGAAAUAUUCAGAUGAUCCUGCUGUGAUUUGCCAACGUGAACUCAAAUCUAAUCUAAAGAAGAAGUUUCAAUGUGUAUUUGAGGGGAUCGCUAAACAAGGAAACCCAACACUUCUCAAUAAGAUCUACACAGAGCUCUACAUCACAGAGGGUGGAACAGGAGAGGUCAAUAAUGAACAUGAGCUGAGACAGAUUGAGACAACAACCAGGAAACAAGCAAGACCAGAGACUGCAAUCAAAUGUAACGACAUCUUCAAACCCUUAACUGGACAAGACAAACCUAUCAGAACUGUGCUGACAAAGGGAGUCGCUGGCAUUGGAAAAACAGUCUCUGUGCAGAAGUUCAUUCUGGACUGGGCUGAAGGAAAAGCAAAUCAGGAUGUGCAAUUUGUAUUUUCAUUCCCUUUUCGGGAGCUGAAUUUGAUGAAAGGGGACAAACACACUUUCAUUGAACUUCUUAAUCACUUCUCAAUGGAAACUAAACAAUCAGGAAUCUCCAACUACAACAAGUACAAAGUUCUGUUCAUCUUUGAUGGUCUGGAUGAGUGCCGACUGCCCCUAGACUUCCAGAAGAACAAGAUCUGUUGGGACGUCACAGAGUCAACCUCAGUGGAUGUUCUGCUGACAAAUCUCAUCAAGGGAAAUCUGCUCCCCUCUGCUCUCCUCUGGAUAACUACCCGACCUGCAGCAGCCAAUAAGAUCCCUUCAGUGUGUGUUGACCAGGUGACAGAGGUACGAGGGUUCAAUGACCCACAGAAGGAGAAGUACUUCAGGAAGAGAUUCAGUGAUGAGGACCUGGCCAGCAGAAUCAUCUCACACAUAAAGACAUCAAGGAGCCUCCACAUCAUGUGCCACAUUCCAGUCUUCUGUUGGAUUUCUGCAACAGUCCUUGAACACAUGCUGAAACAUAAGAGAGAAGAGAUGCCCAAGACUCUGACUGAGAUGUACACACACCUUGUGGAGUUUCAUACCAAACAGAAGAAUGAAAAGUAUCUUGGGAAAGAAGGGACAGGUCCACACUGGGAUAAAGAGAGCAUUCUGUCACUGGGAAAACUGGCUUUUCAACAGCUUGUGAAGGGAAAUCUGAUUUUCUAUGAAGAAGACCUGAAAGAGGCUGGCAUUGGUGUCAAUGAAGCCUCAGUGUACUCAGGAUUGUGCACACAGCUCUUUAAAGAGGAAUGUGGGCUGUACCAGGACAAGGUGUACUGCUUUGUUCAUCUGAGCAUUCAGGAGUUUCUGGCUGCUGUAUAUGUGUUCCUCUCAUUCAUCAACAACAAUGAGAAUCUAAUGGACAAACUGCAAACAAACGACAAGCCUGAAGUUACUUUCUACAAGAGUGCUGUGGAUAAAGCCUUACAAAGUGAGACGGGAAACCUGGACCUUUUCCUCCGCUUCCUUCUGGGCCUCUCACUGGAGUCCAAUCAGAAGCACUACGAGGUCUACUGACAAAGACAAGAAGCAGCUCACAGAGCCAUGAAGAAACAGUCAAGUACAUCAAGGAGAAGAUCAGGGAGAAUCCCUCUCCAGAGAGGUGCAUCAAUCUGUUCCACUGUCUGAAUGAACUGAAUGACCAUUCUCUAGUGGAGGAGAUCCAAAGCUACCUGAGAUCAGGAAGUCUCUCAGAACCCAACCUGUCACCUGCACAGUGGUCAGCUCUGGUCUUUGUGUUGCUGACUUCAGAAAAGGAGCUGGAUGUGUUUGACCUGAAGAAAUACUCCAGAUCAGAGGAAGGUCUUCUGAGGCUGCUGCCAGUGGUCAAAGCCUCCAGAGCUGUUCUGCUGUCAGGCUGUGGAGUCACAGAGGAAGGCUGUGCUUCUCUGGUCUCAGCUCUGGAGUCAAACCCCUCACACCUGAGAGAGCUGGAUCUGAGUAACAAUGACCUGAAGGAUUCAGGAGUGAAGC
Oncorhynchus nerka (sockeye salmon) is the source of this 4976-nucleotide messenger RNA. RefSeq names its product NLR family CARD domain-containing protein 3-like. NCBI's taxonomy places the organism in Eukaryota, Metazoa, Chordata, Actinopteri, Salmoniformes, Salmonidae. The coding region runs from base 2700 to 4520 and encodes 606 amino acids. The transcript is spliced from 5 exons. The record is from RefSeq and is a predicted model, not a curated record. Gene Ontology annotation, biological process: intracellular signal transduction.